This is a messenger RNA of Quercus lobata, 1636 nucleotides long. Its product is annotated as U-box domain-containing protein 21-like. Bases 85 to 1392 code for a protein of 435 amino acids. NCBI's taxonomy places the organism in Eukaryota, Viridiplantae, Streptophyta, Magnoliopsida, Fagales, Fagaceae. Gene Ontology annotation, biological process: protein ubiquitination. Gene Ontology annotation, molecular function: ubiquitin protein ligase activity. The transcript has a single exon. The record is from RefSeq and is a predicted model, not a curated record.
UCCAAAAUUCAAAAAACAGGAAGAAAAAUUAGUAAAUUCUUUUGCUUCUUUGUGUUCUUAGUUGGUAUUCUCAGAUUUGUAGGAAUGGUUUUAGGUUGGAGAAGAAGCAAAAUCUCUCACCAUGCUGGUAAAAAGCAUCCUGACGUAGAGCUCGUGGUCCCGAAUCAUUUUCGAUGCCCGAUAUCACUUGAAUUAAUGAAGGAUCCUGUCACAUUGUCUUCUGGGAUAACAUAUGAUCGUGAAAGCAUUGAAACCUGGCUUGAAGCCGGGAAUUUUACGUGCCCGGCAACGAAUCAGAUUCUGAGGAAUUUUGAUCAGAUUCCUAACCACACACUUAGGAAAAUGAUCCAAGAUUGGUGCGUGGAGAAACAGAAUUUUGGAGUUGAACGCAUUCCAACACCGAGAAUCCCAGUCUCCCCAUUUGAGAUCUCAGAGAUUCUUUUCAGUGUUGCAGCUUCAGCGCGGCGAUUGGAUCAAUACAGGUGCUUGGAAUUGGUGCAGAAAAUUGAGAAAUGGGGUGGGGAGAGUGAUCGAAAUAGGAGGUGCAUCGUUGCGAAUGGGGCAGCUGCUGGACUUGCUGCUGCGUUUGAUGCAUUUGCAAAUGCCUCUGUUGAGAGAAAUGCAACUGUGUUGGAAGAGAUUUUGUGUGCACUGAAUUGGAUGUUUCCACUUGAUGUUGAAACCCAAAGAUCCUUUGGAACACAAGCUUCUUUACGUUGCAUGGUUUGGUUUUUGAGGUGCAAAGAUCUUUCACCAAAGCAAAAUUCCAUAGUAGCAUUGAAAGAGCUUGUUUCUUGUGAUCAAAACAUUGUGGAAAAGCUUUCAGACAUGGAGCGGGUGAUUGAAAUACUAGUUGAAUUCAUUAGAAAGCAAAUUUGUCCAAUUAUUACAAAAGCUUCCCUCACGAUAAUUUUCCACCUGAUUUCUUUUCCUUGUUCUAGUGAGAAGAUCAAAUUAACAUUUGUUAGGACCGGUUUGGUUUCUUUAUUGUUAGAGAUUCUUGUUGACUCUGACAAAAGCAUAUGCGAGAAGGCUUUGGGUGCUUUUGAUGGACUUUGUGGCUGCAAAGAGGGGAGAGAAGAGGCUCAAAGUAAUGCCUUGACCGUACCAGUCUUGGUGAAGAAGAUUUUGCGGGUAUCGGACUUGGCGACUGAGUAUUCAAUUUCUGCACUUUGGAAGCUCUGCAAAUAUGGAGGAAGGGAUGAAGGGAGAGUUCUGGUAGAAGCUCUUCAAGUUGGUGCCUUUCAGAAGCUGUUGUUAGUAUUACAGGUUGGUUGUGGUGAUGAGGCAAAGGAGAAAGCAACUGUGCUUAUGAAAUUGUUGAAUCCUUACAGGGCUGGUUUGGAAUGCAUUGACUCUGUAGAUUUCAAGAAUCUCAAACGGUCAUUUUGAAAUUGUGAAGAAAAAAAUUCUUUAUUUGUUGUAUUUGCUGAUUAGUUUCUAGUUUUUUCAAAGUGCAUAAUUAUUGGUAAUAAUUUGUUGUGGACCAUGUACCAAAUUGGUACAAACGUGCCAUGCAGGAGUCGAGUCUAGGUUUAAUUCUUUCCACAUAACACAAAACUUGUGUUUAUAUUUUCAGCCUAUUUGUUUCAAAUCUCAAAUUUGAGGUUUCAAGUUUUGCUACAACUAAUUAAUG